Molecule: messenger RNA, 2291 nt
Organism: Thunnus maccoyii (southern bluefin tuna)
Lineage: Eukaryota; Metazoa; Chordata; Actinopteri; Scombriformes; Scombridae
Gene: exd1
Product: exonuclease 3'-5' domain containing 1
Exons: 11
Coding region: 201-1904 (567 amino acids)
Biological process (GO): nucleobase-containing compound metabolic process
Molecular function (GO): nucleic acid binding; 3'-5' exonuclease activity
Source: RefSeq, a predicted model, not a curated record
CAUGACAUCAACUAGCGACAUCUAGCGUCUUGUCCUGCAGGUUUAAGCUACUUCCCACUGAAAACCAACCGACGUAAAUGAAAGGCCUCGGUAGUGACACGGACGAGUGUUGACUGGUGAAUAUCUCUAUUUAAGCUAGCAGCUGAACUGUUUUAGUUGUUUUUUUUUUUUUGGUGAAACUACUUUUACAUUACCAUAAAAUGGUUGUGGGCGACGUCGAGUUCCUGAAUAUCCUCAAAGGGAAACGCAUCAAACUGACCCUCAAGACUGCUUCUUACCUCGGCGUCCUCCAACGUAUCAACCCCAACAAAACGUUGAUUUUGGCGGACGUUGUAAGUGGCAGUAAUGGGUGUAAAUUUCCUGGAUCGAAAAUGUUCUUUGGGCAUGAGAUUCUCAAUGUGGAAUUUACCAAUGAAGCAAACACUGACAAUGGAAACAUUCAUGAGCACAAACUUGAAGACCACUUGACUGUGAAAAAGUUUCAGCCAUACAGGAAGACAAUCACAUUGGAUGAUGAUGAUGAAGAUGAUGAGGAGUAUAUCAACUUUGUACUCAUUGACGAGUUUCAUGACAAGUUUGGACCCGCUGUGAUGCACAUCAAGAGGCAGCAUGUGAUUGGUGUCGGAGUUGAUGGAGUCGAGGUAUUUCAGCAUGGGAGACUGUGUUGGCUGCAGAUUGCCACUAAAAACAAGGUAUACCUAUUUGAUAUCCUGUUACUUGGAGCCCGGGCCUUUAAGAAUGGUCUCUCCAUGAUCCUAGAAAGUAAGCACAUACUAAAGGUCAUUCAUGACUGCAGAGCAAUUGCUGGAUGUCUGAUUACUCAGUUUGGAGUAAAGUUAACCAACGUCUUUGACACACAGGUGGCAGAUGUCAUGUACUUCUACUCUGAAACAGGAGGUUUCCUCCCCAACAGAGUCAGUACUCUCCAGGAGGUGGUGAGUCUCCAUCUGAAGGUGCCCUCCUCCCAGCUCUUAUCCCUGCAGAUGAAGUCACAGCUCACCAAGGAGGAAACCGAGAUGUGGUACAAGCGUCCAUGUCCCGUACCCCUGCUGAAGGUGAUGGCUCUGUCAGUGAUCCACCUGCAGCCUCUCAGACUGAUACUGCUGGAUGCUCUCAUGACUGACUACAUGGUCCUGGUGGAUUCCUACCUCAACAGCAGCCACUACGCGCCUGAUGAAUUAGGGCACGUAAGCAUGGAAAGUGUGUUGGAGUUGCCCAGAGAACUCCGGCAGCUGGAGCAAAUGCAUUGCAAUCGGCAGGAGUGGGCUGCAGACCACUACCCUGUCACAGAGCAGGGGCUGCUGGCACGCUUCAAUCCUCAAACAACUAAGACUCCAUCCAAGAUCUCACCUGCAGCAGACACACAGCCGGGCUCCUUUGAACCUGCAACUGUGGAAUCACCUUCAUCAACACAUGUGGACUCUCUCCUUCACCAGCCACUCACAAGAGUCACUGAUGUAUCCUCUGCUCAGUCUGUGGGUGAUCCAACAGCUCAGGAUCCAGUCCCUGCUGCCACUGUGUCAGAUCUCAGGAAACAAAUGUCAGUAAGUCCCCUGUCUCUAGGUGUAGGCAGAGGACGCACAGAGGUACAGAUGGAAACAGUGGGUAGAGGAAGGCCUUCUCGGAAAGAGCGGUCAUCCAUUCGGGCCUUACCUGCAAUAGGAAGAGGCUUUCUUCUCCAAAUACCACCAAGUCAGAUCCCCAGAGGGAGCACUGGGGACAUGAAAGCUCCUGGUAGGAUGGAGGUGGCUCAUUCAUGCCUUAAGCCCUCUCAAGCAGGACUGCUCCAGCCUGACACCAGUGCUAUUGACUUGUUUAAGGACACUUUUGGCUUGAGAGGAGGCAGUUCCUCACAGUCCCUCUCAUCCUCACUGAGGCAGUCAUUCACAUCUUUCAGAUAUUGAAAGUGGCACCAAACCCAUGAGGACAUGCCUUACAAACAUUUGCUGUUCCACACUUUGUAAUUUCCUACAGUGACCAGUAGAUGGCAGUAAAUCUUGUGUUAUGUGCAAAGGUUUGUUGGAUACUAGGUGUUUGUGAAAAGUUGUUUAUGUUUGAAAAAAAGAUUCUGUUGUUUGGACUUUGGACAGUUUACUGAUAUAUAUUUGCAUAGUUUGCAGCAAAAGGCAUGUCUGUCUGUUCCUGUAUUUGUAUUCUAUUACUUUUAUGCCACUAAAUCCUUCUCACUUUUGUUGUGAUUGAGUGGUAAUUAUAUGCACUCAGUCUAGAUAAUUAAAAUGUAUUGUCAACUCAAAUCAUAUUCUUAGAUGAAAAGAAAUGUCAAUUUUGAA